GUCUCUCUCUCUCUAUCUCUCUCUCUGUUUGUUCACAGGAGGAUUUUUGGCGUCUCCACGCAAAAUUUUUUGCAUCCAGACUCUCUGCACGUCUCCUGAAAGAGAGAGAGAGAGAGAGAGAUCGAAGAUCGAUUCCUCUUAAAUCUCUCGUGAAGCCCAUUUCCCUCCCGCUAGAUUCUCUCUUCACCCAUUUCUCGCUUCCUCCCUGACUUUCUACGUAUUUUGUCUUCUUCUUCUCUCUGGUCUCUCUCGCUCUCAGCCUCCUCGCUUCACUUCUCGCCAUGGUCGGUGCGUCUUCCUGUUACGCAUCUCCGUUAUGCACCUGGUUUGUCGCAGCUUGCAUGUCCGUCUCUCACGGCGGCGGAGAUAGCCGUCAAGCCGUUGCUCUUCAAUCUGGCAGGCGGAGUCGUCGAAGGAGACAGCUCGGCCAAUGCUCUGCCGUUUCUGGAUCCGGUAGCAUUCAGGCUCUCGUCACUUCCUGUUUGGAUUUUGGGCCUUGCAAUCACUACUACUACAACAACAAUAGCAAUGCCUUGUCUUCUCUCUUUGGAUCGAACAGCGUUUCUUUGAAUCGACACCAGAGGAGACUCAAUCGAGCAUCUACUUCCGGUGGAGCCAUGGCAGUUGCGAUGGACAUGGAAAAGGAAGCCACGGUUAACAAGAAACCCCCUACGGAGCAGCGCCGGGUUGUUGUGACAGGCAUGGGAGUUGAGACAUCAUUAGGUCAUGACCCACAUACCUUUUAUGAGAAUUUGCUACAAGGGAACAGUGGUAUUAGCCAGAUCGAGAAUUUUGAUUGUUCUGAGUUUCCUACGAGAAUUGCUGGAGAGAUCAAAUCCUUCUCGACUGAGGGAUGGGUUGCUCCAAAACUUUCAAAAAGGAUGGACAAGUUCAUGCUGUAUCUUCUCACAGCUGGCAAGAAAGCUUUGGCUGAUGGUGGGGUAACUGAAGAAGUAAUGGCAGAGUUUGACAAAACCAAAUGUGGAGUUUUGAUUGGCUCAGCAAUGGGGGGCAUGAAGGUCUUCCACGAUGCUAUUGAAGCUCUGAAGAUCUCUUACAAGAAGAUGAAUCCUUUCUGUGUACCUUUUGCGACAACAAACAUGGGUUCUGCUAUGCUUGCUAUGGAUCUGGGAUGGAUGGGGCCAAACUAUUCUAUUUCAACUGCUUGUGCCACAAGCAACUUUUGUAUUCUGAAUUCAGCAAACCACAUUAUUAAAGGUGAAGCUGAUGUAAUGCUCUGUGGUGGCUCAGAUGCAGUUAUUAUUCCAAUAGGGUUGGGAGGUUUUGUUGCAUGCCGGGCUCUUUCACAAAGGAAUAAUGAUCCCACAAAAGCUUCACGUCCUUGGGAUAGCAAUCGAGAUGGUUUCGUGAUGGGAGAGGGAGCUGGAGUUUUGCUUUUGGAAGAACUUGAACAUGCUAAGAAAAGAGGAGCUACUAUCUACGCAGAGUUCCUUGGUGGGAGUUUUACAUGUGAUGCCUACCACAUGACCGAGCCUCACCCUGAUGGGGCUGGUGUCAUCCUCUGUAUCGAGAGAGCGUUAGCUGAUGCUGGGAUUUCCAAGGAACAAAUAAAUUAUAUAAAUGCACAUGCAACCUCAACACCAGCUGGAGACCUCAAGGAGUACCAAGCCCUUGCUCACUGUUUUGGCCAAAAUCCUGAGCUAAAAGUAAAUUCCACAAAAUCUAUGAUCGGACACUUGCUGGGAGCUGCUGGGGCUGUAGAGGCUGUCGCAACCGUGCAGGCAAUAAGGACCGGAUGGGUUCAUCCAAAUAUCAAUCUCGAGAAUCCAGACAGUGGAGUGGAUACAAAAUUGCUGGUGGGUCCUAAGAAGGAGAGAUUGAACAUUAAAGCAGCCUUGUCAAAUUCUUUCGGGUUUGGUGGCCAUAACUCCAGCAUCAUUUUUGCUCCUUACAAGUAAAAGCAAAAGUCGUCGCUUGUACUCAAGACCUGGUUGUAUAACUUGCUGUAAGUGUUUACAAGAACUUCCCAUGUUACGUCAUCGCGGGAAUCAACACAGUUUGUUAAACUACCAAGAGCUAAGCUAAGUUUCUUAGGAUCAAGAUCUGAUUUGCCAGAGAGCUUGGACAGGAGCAAACGUAGCAGAGUUUGAAUUUGCCAUGAAAAAUAUAAUCCCUGUGAUACCUUAUGAUUGGAAUCUUUGUAGCCUUUUGUAGUCUUUUUUUUUGUUGAUCAUACUAUCUGAAAAAUGCCAAAUCAGUUCCCAGUUAAAUUUAGUAACUCUUGACAGUCAUUGGUAUAAAUGCCUCUAAUUAUAA
Molecule: messenger RNA, 2277 nt
Organism: Eutrema salsugineum
Lineage: Eukaryota; Viridiplantae; Streptophyta; Magnoliopsida; Brassicales; Brassicaceae
Product: 3-oxoacyl-[acyl-carrier-protein] synthase II, chloroplastic
Exons: 14
Coding region: 282-1919 (545 amino acids)
Biological process (GO): fatty acid biosynthetic process
Cellular component (GO): chloroplast stroma
Molecular function (GO): 3-oxoacyl-[acyl-carrier-protein] synthase activity
Source: RefSeq, a predicted model, not a curated record